GUCACAGUGUCUCAUUCUCACUGUCAACCACCAGAAAUAGCAGAGGAGAAGAUGAAUCUGAGAACUACUGCAUCUAAAAUCGCUCCCUGCGGUUGCAGGCACCUCAUUCGACGGCGUUUCGCAUCAACAGUAUCCACCGGUCUUUUGAAAGAGCUCGAGAGCAGAGGUUUCGUCGCUGCUACAACGAGUCCAAGUCUGACGAAACAGCUAGAUGGAAGCUCGACUGGGGUCUACGUCGGAUUCGACCCUUCAGCUAACUCGUUGCAUGUCGGCAACCUAUUACCACUUCUGUGCUUGCUACACUUCAAGCAAGCUGGACAUCAUGCCUUGGCCCUAAUAGGAGGAGCUACAGGGUUCAUCGGAGACCCUUCAGGUCGCUCAACCGAACGGAAAGCCCUAGACCCCGACCAACUGGCUCAUAACGUCCAGGGCAUCACUUACCAAGUGAACCGCUUCUUUGAACGAGGUCAGACGUAUGCGAGCAAGCAUCGAAGAGGCCAGACAGACAGGGGCAAGCUGGACAUCUUGAACAACCUCGAUUGGACCGGUCAGAUUACGUUACUGGACUUUCUGAAGGGUGUAGGGAAGAGGUCGAAGGUGAAUGCGAUGCUGGCUAGAGAUAGCGUCAAGAACCGGUUAUCGUCCGAACAAGGCAUCUCGUUCACCGAGUUCAGCUACCAACUCCUCCAGGCGCACGACUUCAAGAUCCUGAACGAUCGUUACAACUGUAAACUCCAGCUCGGAGGGUCUGAUCAGUGGGGAAACAUCGUCUCCGGGAUCGACAUGAUCCGGCGAAUGAAGAAUGCCGAACAGGACAAUUCCACCGGCGAUGAGACGGGGAUAGAUGCGGAUCCUCAUCGGCUCAAGGAAGAGCUAGCCUUCGGGUUGACGAUCCCGUUGUUGACGACGAGUUCGGGUGAAAAGUUCGGCAAGAGCGCAGGAAACGCGGUCUGGCUAGAUGAAAAGAUGACGAGCGUGUUCGAUUUCUACCAGUACUUUUUGCGAUCGACUGACGCAGACGUGCCCAAGCUUUUACGAUUGUUCACGUUCCUCUCGCUCGAGGAGAUAGAACAGGUUGUGCAAGAGCACGAGCAAAACCCGGCUGACCGGUUAGGACAGAGACGGCUAGCUGCAGAAGUUACAGAACUCGUUCACGGAGCUGAGAACCUGGCAAAGGCACAGACCGCAACAUCAGUCUUGUUCGAUUCCGACCUAAGCCGACUCGAACCUGAGGACGUCCUGACCGCUUUCGAGGGGGACAAGCGGUUAGUAAAGAUCGGCAACGACGAUCUUGGCCAACCUAUGAGCCGACUAGCAGUCCAGGUCAAACUGGUCAGAAGCCGAGGCGAAGCGAACCGAGCCAUGGCAUCCGGAGGUUUCUACAUGAAUGGCAAGAAAGUUACCGAUUCGCAGACGUGCCUCAGGAAGGACGACCUAAUAUCAGGCAAGUUUUGCGUCUUGGGGAUAGGCAAGAGCGAGAAGAAGAUUUUGUUCGUGCAGUGAUCAGAGGUGCUGCCUAUCACGAGACACAGCAUACGCAUUGUAUCGGCGUGUCGCGCAUGCAUGCAUACACACUAUUCUAUAA
Messenger RNA from Filobasidium floriforme, 1585 nucleotides. RefSeq names its product tyrosine-tRNA ligase. The record is from RefSeq and is a predicted model, not a curated record. Bases 52 to 1503 code for a protein of 483 amino acids. Gene Ontology annotation, molecular function: RNA binding; ATP binding; tyrosine-tRNA ligase activity. The transcript is spliced from 8 exons. Gene Ontology annotation, biological process: tyrosyl-tRNA aminoacylation. Gene Ontology annotation, cellular component: mitochondrion; cytosol. Lineage: Eukaryota; Fungi; Basidiomycota; Tremellomycetes; Filobasidiales; Filobasidiaceae.